GGCCAGGUGUUACAAUCAAGUGGCGACCAUAAACCGCAUAAACUAUUCUCUGGCAACAUCCACCCAUCAGCUUAAAAAAAUCGGAUUCGUUGGUCUGACGUCGAAGCACGUCAAAGUAAGUAAAGCAGCGAAUUUGAAUCUAACAAAAAAUAGUUUUCAAGAAAAAGAAAAUGUUUCAAAGAUAUGUUUCUCGAAGAGAUGAAAAUGUGUUACUAAAUGUUAAAAAGAGUGUCAAGUCUCUAUAUGAUGUGUGUAUAGACAGUCUAACUCAGCAUAUGAGCCUCUGUCAGAAAAAGUGUUCGUUGAGACAACUUCAAGAUGUGGACAUUAUAGAUUCUGAAUUUAAUUCAAGUCCUUUUGAACAACUGUCACAACAAAUCUUGGCUGAAGUUGCCGAAGUUUACAAUGAAAGGUAUUUUGAAAGUAAAACAGUCUUCAUGCAGAUGCUAACGCUAACCCCACACUGUCAGACCUUGACAAUGGAAAAUUAUAAAGGAAAGCAUGUUAUAAGUUUACUUAAAUUUGCUUCUGUCAGAUGCCCGGAAUUACAAUUAUUGCGGUUUUGGAAUAAUUAUGACAUUCCAAUGAAAGAUUUAUUACCUUCAAUUUCUAAAUUUACAAAAUUGCAAGUCUUGCAUAUUGUGUCAUCUCCUAUAGAGCUGGACAGCCUUUUUAACACUCUUGGAGCUAACUGUCCAGAUUUGAGAGCGCUGCAACUAUCAGCGCAGGUGAUGAGGGGAUGUUGCGGUAAAAUGGUGUCGGAAGAUGGAAUUCAAGGUCUGUGUGUCGUUGGUAAAUGCAAGUUAAUUCAUACAUUAGUUUUUGAUGACAUCGAAGUUACAGAAGAAGUGAUCGCGAUAGCACUUGAAAAUCUACCCGUGUUAAAAAUAUUUCCCCAUCGCUUAACUGUCAGAGUUUUAGCCAACCUUCAUCGAAAAGCGCUCGGCAAAAAGUUGUUUAUUCCUACUUUUUCGUUGUCAAGCAUUGAUUUAUAUAGACAUGAUGAUUACGCGACCGCCGAAGAUUGCGUACUAGCAUUAGCCGUUUGCCCCUUUAUAACGAAAGUGACUGUCAGGUACUAUGAUCGUCGAUUGACGGACGAUGAUUUUCAGGUCUUGCACUAUUUCAAAAAUCUAAGAAACCUUCAUAUGUAUACAAGAGACUAUACCAACGAUUAUACUAGUGGUUUAGCCCCUCUACUUAAAACGGUGGGGAAUUCUUUGAUAUUCUUAAAGUUAAAGGGUUUUCACAAAUUGGAUGUCUAUGAUAUCAUCGAGUAUUGUCCCAAUCUGCGCUCUCUUUCUCUUGUACGUAAUCUCGACUAUGGCAGAACUACCGUUCUCGAUACACAUAGAGCGAAGAAGAAUAUCGUACUUAAGAAUCUCGAAAUGUUGCAUUUUAGUGAUCUAAGUCAUGUAAGUCGUGACAGUAUGCUGCCUGAAAGUCUAUCUUUACUCCUGUCAUCGCCUUCCCUACGAUAUAUUGACAUGUACCGUUGCCAAGCAGUAACUGACGAGACCCUUCUAAAAGCUGCUAACCUUCACCUAUUCCCAAACCUUGAGCAAAUCCAAUUACUACGCUGCGAUCGCGUAUCAAGAAAAGGGUUUGAGGCUAUGAUUAAAAAAUGUCAAUCCCUCAGGGAAUUUGGGUUUUUUGAUUAUUUCAAUGUUGGAUACUUUAGGGGAUGGCGAAAAACAUUUGUUAAACGCAAUUGGCAGACGGAUUUCAGUGUUGAUGAUUUCCUUGGUAUAUUUUUUGAUUACCAUGGUAACCCUAUCGUUAUAAACCAGCCAAUAGAUUUCAAUGAAUAUCAUAAGCAAAUGGUAUUACUUUCUUCUUUGCGAUAGCCCAUAAGGACAAAACAAUCGAUUCCAUGAUUAUCUGAAUAAUGAUGUUUUGAAGGAAGUAUUUUGAAUAUUUAAAAAUUUUACUGUAGUUUGAAUGGUUUGAAUAUAUAAUGUCUUCUUCUAAAAA
Daphnia pulex (common water flea) is the source of this 1974-nucleotide messenger RNA. RefSeq lists its product as uncharacterized. Lineage: Eukaryota; Metazoa; Arthropoda; Branchiopoda; Diplostraca; Daphniidae. Gene Ontology annotation, cellular component: SCF ubiquitin ligase complex. The record is from RefSeq and is a predicted model, not a curated record. The transcript has 4 exons. The coding region runs from base 171 to 1847 and encodes 558 amino acids. Gene Ontology annotation, biological process: SCF-dependent proteasomal ubiquitin-dependent protein catabolic process.